AUGCACCCUCAGGCAGCAGGAUCAACAGGAGCACCGCUUCGAACAUCAUCCCCUGAUUUUUCUUCACUUUCACACGAAGAACUUGAACAAUUAGAACUUGUCCUUCAAAAGCAUGCUUUGAUUGAAAAUGAACAAAAGCAACGUUUAUCUGGUUUACGUCGUACUAUGGUUCAUCUUCAGCAAACCAUUCAAAAUGAUCAACAAAGAUCUCGAACUUUUUCAUUAACUGCUAAUCGUAAUUUUUCUCCAGUAUUACAAUCUUCACCUCUAUUAACUUCGUCGGAUAUUGUUCAAUGUUAUAUUUGUUUGGGUAUAAUUGAAUUUGAAACAAAUAACUUUAAUUAUUCACCACCUGUUCUUUGUGCUGAUUGUCAUCGACCUGUUUGUCGACGAUGUGGAAAUUAUACAUCGCCUGAAUUUACUUCUCCACACUAUGCAAUACAUUUAGAAAAUCAAAAUCAUGCAUCAAAGUGGCGCUGUCGUAUGUGCAUUGUACAUCGUGAAGUUGUUCGGAAGUCAGGUACAUGGAAUACGACUGAAGAUGAUGUACCAAAUCAUUCACCUGUACGUUUAUUACAAAAACUAGCUGCUUAUCGUGCAUCAAUUACUUCAACAUCAAUAUCUUCAUCACCAUCACUGCAGAAUGAACGUCAUUCAUCAAUUCUUACAGAAUCGACAAAUUUUUUUGCACGUCUAUGGCGUCCAUCUCCUCGACCAUCGUCACCAUCUCCCAUGCUACUUGCUAUACAUGCAAAUAGAUCAUCAUCAUUUGAUCAAAUACCUGAACCUACUUCUAUGCCAGUAGAUAGAUCAUCUAAUUUACCAUCAUCAUCAAAUAUGUUUAAUCGUCGUAUGUCAUUUAUACGUGAUGUAUCAUUGAAAAGUUCUUCUUCAAAUCAAAAUUGUGCAUCAUCAUCAUCAAUGAUAAUACAAUCACCUUAUGCUAUCCCGCCAUUGCAAACACAGCCAACAACAUCAAGUACAAUAACAGAUCCUUCCAUGGAAGAUACAACAUCGGAACCACAAUUUGAUACACAUAGUGAAAUGUUAUCUCAAAGUUUAGAAACAAAUAUUGAUGGUAGUAAUCCUCGUUCAGUUGAUGAUCAAGAUGAUGAUCAAAAUUUUCGACAAAAAUCAUUGACAUAUGAUGAACGGCAUAGAAAAUUAAAUUCAAUAUCAAAACCCAUUAGGCCAUUAGCUGCACAGUUAUCAUCACCUAUGCGAAUUAGUGAACAAACUCACCAUGAUAGUCUUCCUUCACGAGAAACCAGCACAGAUAUUAGCACGGGCAUGGAUUUUUCUUCCGUUUCAAUAUUAGCUGAGCUAUCACAAAAUAGUAGUAGCGCAGAACCUUUACUAACAGAAAAUGAAUCGAUGUCUAAGAGCACGCCUUUGAAUGAUAAUAAUGAUUGUCGACAAGCAAGUCGUUCAAAUUUAAAAAAUUCUGAUUCAUGGGCACGUAAGCGAGCAUUAUUGCAUCGUGGUCAUCAAUGGACGAAAACAUUUGAAAAAGAAGUUUUAACAAAAACUAAUAAUAAUCAUACAAUGAUGAAGCAUCAAUAUUCUAAUAAUAUGCAAUCUUUACCAAGUUCUAUGAAUAAAUCAUCAAUAGAAGCAAAUCACGAAGAAAAUUCUUCCUUAUGUCAAAUACCAGUGUUAACCAAUUCUACAACGAAUUCACCAAAUCGUACGCCAUAUAGUUUUUCUGGUCGACGAAGAUCAUCUCGUCGUUUACCAAAUAUACCCAACUCUAGCAAUAGUCAAAUAAACUCAUCAACUAAUGAUACAAUAGCUGAUGAUUUAAUUUUAACAUCAUCUUCACAUUCAUCAACUGAAUAUUCGUAUCACCCAUUACGAGAAAAUUCUCUCAGCAAUUAUUCAAAUCGUUCAAAAAGUAUUGAUUCCGAAGCAUCACUUAAAUUUCGUUCAUCACAAGCAAAAUUAUUACAUGCACAUCAAACACAGAAUGCUAAAUCGAUUGAUAUAUCAAAUUUAGCACGAAAAAAAUCCUCUCUUACUGUUAAUAAUACGUUAAUACAUCAACGUUCAAUUGAUUAUCCAUGUAUUGUACGUAAAACACAAGAUUUGUCAGAUAUUGUUCGAACACGAAUGUUAUAUUCAAAAAUAAAUAAACAACAACAGCAACAGCAAGGAAAUAGUUUUUCUAUUAGUCUUGAACGUGAACAUGUACCAAAAGUUCCAAGAAAAAUUAUUAUACGACAAGAUAAUAGUAUUGAAAUUUCAUUAAGUCAUCCACCUAAACUACGACGAAAUACUCUAUCAGAAGAUUAUUAUUAUGGUUACAAUCCUGAAAUUGAAUACAAUUUAACACAGACAGGAAGUGGUUCAUCGACAUUGGGUUUACCAAUUUCAUCUUCGAUGUCAGGCACAGCAAGUGGUGAUCGACGAAAAACAAUCGAAACAUGUGAAAAUAUUUUUUUACAUGCUGAAGAAAGCUCAAAAUUGCGUGCACGUACACCACCAUCAAAUCCUCAUAGAAUAUUACUUCAUCGAGAUAAGAAUGAUACAUCUAUACGAACAAAUGGUCUUGGGAUGCGUAUCGUUGGUGGACAAGAAUGUGAAGACGGAAGUCUUGGAUGUUUUGUAACAAAUAUUUUAUAUGGUGGUCCAGCUGAUGUUCAAGGUAAUAUUGAAGUUGGUGAUCAAAUUCUAGAAUUCAAUGGUAAUUCUCUAAUUGAUUCAACUUACGAAGAAGUUCGCAUGUUACAAGAUCAAUGCGGUGAUAUUGUACAAUUAGUUGUUCAACAUAAUAAUAUUCGUUUACAAAUCAAUGGUGGACAAGCAUUAUCAUCCAUGGAAAUUUCAAGACAUUUUGAAACUGUUCCACGUUUAUCAUCAUCAAUAACACGAAAGCGACGAAAUUUACCUCCGUUACCUUCUCCAUUGUCAUCGUCUUUUCCAAAACAACCCAAACGACAACUAUAUGAAACCGUUGAAACGCUUGAAGUGCCCAAUGUUAAAGAACUAAAACCAAUAUUGAUUAAUCGCGGACGUCUGCUAGCUCAAAUUUGGCAUGAUAUUGAUGAUAUGAAAUUGGCAUUAACAGUAAUUCAAGCUGGUAAUCUUCCAUUAAGACAGAAUGGUGAUUUACCCUAUGCACAUAUAUCUGGUAAAAUGUUAUUUGAAGAUCGUGGCUUUGAUAUGUUUGAAACCAAAAUUAUUCAUUCAUCAAAUCCAAGUUUUAAUGAAACAUUUGUUUUUCAUGAAGUUGACGCUGUUGAUGCACUUCAUCUUGAAAUAUUUCUUUGGGAUAAAAAGAAUAAUAUGCCAAAAAAUAAUAAUAAUACUAAUAAUAGUAGUAUUGAUGAUUCAGAUGACUUUAUUGGUAUGAUACAAUUACCAUUAAGUGAAGCUAAUCUUGAAGAUGAACCACGUUGGUAUGAAUUACGUGAUCGUCAAACGCGCAAACCGUCAACGACAAGUGUAACAUUUAAAUCUUCAUCGGCUGAAAGUAGUGAAAGUGUUCGUAAAAUGCCACCACUAUUAAAAUCAUCUAAACGUCAUGAACGUACGAAAUCGUCAGCUGAUUUAUUAAUACGUGCAUUAAAUCGUUCAGCAACAACAGCAAAACGUGAAAUAGCAUGUGAGUCAUUGCCAACAAAACGAAAACAUUCUGUUGCGCAACUUCUUAAUCAUUCACCGAAUAGAAAAAAUUUACAACGUGCAAGUAUUGCUGGUUUACUAGCACCAUCAAUUAUGAUGCCAAAGAAUAGUAAUGAUAAUGAUGAGGACGAGGAUGAUGAAGAUGAUGACGAACAUGAAAAAAAUCAACAGCAACAUGAACGACGUCAAUCACUAAUUGCUAUACAAUCGGAAAAAAUUAAACGUCAAAUUUCUAAAGGAUUAUCAAAAUUAUUCGAUGUUCAUACAAGACGUAGUAGUGAAUCGACACCAAAAUCAAUGCCACAAAGUCCAACAAAAGGGUUAAUUACACAAACAUCAAUAAGUAUGGAUCAAGAAGAUGAAAAUUCUUUAUCACCUGUUAUCACCAAUGAUAAUCUAAUAACUAAUAUUAUAAAUAAAUCUCCACGACAUAGCAUUAUAUCAACUACACAGCAGGAUGAACAUCAAUCAUCAUCAACACGUUCCAUACCUUUGCAACAAAUGCCUAUAGGACAAUUAAUGUUACCUUAUAUACCAUCAUCACGUCAUUCAUCUAUAUCUGGUUCACGAAAAUCGUCAGCUACAUCUUAUUGUGAAAGUGAUGAAGAUAUCGAUAGAUAUUUUACAUUAACUGAACAACAACAAGAACAAUUGAAUGAAAAUAGUAAUUUUCAAACACAUAUUGCUGGUCCAGGACAAGUAACACCAAGAAAUUAUGAAAAUAUGAUUAAUGAUUUUAUACAUAUGGGACAAAUUCAACUAGGUUUACUUGUUACGAAGGGUCUUUUAGAAAUUGAUAUUAUUUGUGCAAGAGAUUUACAAAGAGUUAUUGAUGAUACAAAUAUUCGUGGAACAAGUACCACAGACAAUCCACCAGAUACCUAUGUUAAAACCUAUCUUCGUACUGGUACACGUCGUGUACAAAAACGUAAAACACAAACAAUAAAAACUAGUUAUAAUCCUGAUUAUCAUGCAAAAUUAAAAUAUAAUGCUUGUAAUGUUAUGGGUCGUCGUUUACAAGUCACUGUUUGGCAGCGCGCACGAAAAUUUGAAAAAAAUCAAUGUAUUGGUGAAGCAUUUAUUCAACUUGAUAAUCUAACAUUAACGCAAUUAACACUAGCUUGGUAUAAAUUGUUUCGAGAAAAAUUAGUCGAAAGUGAAUUUUAUGAUUCAAGUUAA
This is a messenger RNA of Rotaria socialis, 4803 nucleotides long. NCBI's taxonomy places the organism in Eukaryota, Metazoa, Rotifera, Eurotatoria, Philodinida, Philodinidae. The record is from the annotation of a GenBank genome assembly.